This is a messenger RNA of Vespa mandarinia (Asian giant hornet), 3711 nucleotides long. RefSeq lists its product as uncharacterized. The record is from RefSeq and is a predicted model, not a curated record. NCBI's taxonomy places the organism in Eukaryota, Metazoa, Arthropoda, Insecta, Hymenoptera, Vespidae.
AGAGAGAGAGAGAAAGAGAGAAAGAGAAAGAGAGAUUCUCUUUGAAGGAGACUACGCCACUGUGGAACGCUGCAUACCGAAGAAAAGAGAGAGAGAGAAAAACAGAGAGAGAGAGAGAGAGAGAGAGAGAGAGAGAGAAAGAGAGGGACAGAGAGUGGGAACUGAAGAGGGGAGGAGGUGGGGGGAAUAGAAAAGGUGCGAGCAAGUCGAAGGUAGGAACGUCGUAUGAGACCGACGAGGACAGACGAGACGUUAAGAACGUGUAAGAGGAAGAGAGACAGAGGUAGGCAAGAUUCAGAAUAGAGUGGGGACCCGUAAGAAGGCGGCCAUAAUGGCCUGACGCCGAUCUCAGCGAACAGCGGCUACAGCUGCUGCGAAAUAUCCAAGCGACUCUCUCUGCUUGCUUGCUUGCUUGCUUGAGUCCCGUCGGAGCACGCCUCUUAUUUUGCAACUACUUGAAUCCAUCGUUGUCGUCGUCUUUGGAAAGUGGCUGCGUAAUCGUGAGUGUAGUGCAACUCAGCACUUGGUAUACCUACAAUCUCUAUCUCUUUUGUGUAAGUGUCUGGUUAAGUUUGUUGUGUAUUAUUAAGAGAGAAAGAGAGAGAGAGAGAGAGAGAGAGAGAAAGAAAGAGAGAGAGAGAGAGAUUCCUUUCCUGAUCUUUUCUUAAGUAAUUGGAAGAAAAUGGCAGAGUGAUCCAGUGUUUCGUCUAAAUUUGUGGUGACUUGAAUACUCGAUUGAGGAGUGUUCUGGUCCAAUUACCUGCAAAAUUUCAUUGGUAUUAAAUUAUUAGAAAUAUUAAAAGAAUGCGGGGUGCUAAUCAAGAAACAGCUACACCGUACUGCCGGUGCAGAGUAUUGUACCUUGGUAGUUCGGUACCUCAUGCCAGUAAAGAAGGUUUGUUGGGUGUUCAAGAACCUUUGAGAGAAUUAUAUCCAGAACAAGGAGCGUUGGGUGCUCGUGGGAUUGACUCCUGGUUAAGUGUAUGGAGCAACGGUUUGCUGUUGGAGAACGUCGAUGAACAUCGCAAGAAGGUCACCAGGUUCUUUCCUAUUGAAGCACUUCACUAUUGUGCUGCUGUGAGACAUGUGAAGGGUGGUAACGGGGAUUCCUCAACGACAAGAUUUCUGCCUCUCGACUCGCCUUUCGCCAGGACGCCGAGCGCCAAUCAUCCGCCGCUCUUCGCGGCCGUCUUGAGAAGAACGACCGGUAUCAAGGUCCUCGAAUGUCAUGCGUUCAUUUGCAAGCGCGAUAUGGCGGCCAACGCCCUAGUGAGAUGUUGUUUCCAUGCUUAUGCUGAUAGCAGUUAUGCUAAGGGAUUAGAACCGUCAACAGGAACAACGAACGGAAUGACAACUGGCAAUCCGUCGAACAAUAGUCUCUAUCAUACUUUGGGUGGGUCUAGCACGACUCUGGACAAUCCACAGGCUAAUCGUUUGGAUGCUUCAUCGACGGACGAUCUUAGUCUUUACAAUGGUGAUGAGAAUCAUAAGGUUUGGGCUAGGGGUCGUGACGAGAUGGACGGUGUCUAUCAAGAACAAGGAACGUUGAGGAGUACUAAAGGUUCCAGACCACGGCAAUUGGUUGCACCACCUCCUCCACCACCACCACCACCUCCUCCACCUUCUCAACCUUUGCUGGUCGAGGAAUCUACUUCUUCUGCUACCAGGAGAAAAACUAAUAAAAAAUUGAAGAAGUUGAAGACUCGAGCGUUGCACGAAGACGCGAUACAACAGCAGCAUCAUCAGGUACAUCAAGGGAUAUAUACCAAUGGCCACGGUCAUCAUACUCUUGGACAUCCAAUUAGACAACAACAUUAUCAUCCACAUCCAUUACCACCUAGUAGUCGAUCCGUUGCUGGAACUUUAGCUAGACCAGCACCUGUCUUACUGGUACCAGCCGCUACACUACCGAGAAAAGGACAUCAACAUCAUCCCAGAGGACUAAGACCGAUCCCAGCAGCAGCACCAAUUGUUCCAGUUUACGCUCCACUCCCAGUAGUUCCACCUCCUGUCGCAGCGGCCAUUUAUCCAAGCGGAACAUAUGGGACUGCCGGUAACAGAGGUAAAAGGCAUUCCGAAGUAGAAGGCUCUACUCUAGGUGCUUCUAGAAGAUUAGCAGCCUCCCACGCCGAUUUAACAUCAACCGAGCUUGGAAAAUCGGCUGAUAGUCCGGAAAACGAGUCACGAUUUGGUACAGGGAUUUACCGGCGGAAAGGUCACUUGAACGAACGGGCCUUUUCUUACAGCAUUCGCGCGGAACAUCGUAGCAGGAGUCACGGUAGUUUAGCUUCUUUGGGUUUCAGUGCGCAGAACGGUAACGCAUUGCCCAAAGAGGAGAAGAAGGAUCGAGAGAUAGCUCAACUGGUGGCAGGAUUAAAUUUAGAUGAAAGUCCAAAUGAUCGAGUUCAACCUGUACCAACUUCUAGAGCUGCACCAUAUUCUCAUCAUCAUCAUCAGCAACAGCAACAGCAACUACAUCAACAGCCACAACAACAUAUGCAACCUUUACCUAGGCCACGACCUCGUUAGGUACAUUUAGCUUACGUCAAACGUUUCACAUAUCUCUCAACGUCGACGUUCUUGUUUCUUGCGUUUAUUUUCGAUCGAGUUACGCUAUGGAUCAAGCUGCUAUUGGACCGAAGCAACAUUCUGCUUCGACGUGGGCGUCUUCUUUUGUGGCAUUCAAGCGGAACAGCUUAGCAGAGGUUAUCAUGCUGUCCCAAGUACACUAUUGCUACUGCUAGUCGAUCAAACUGAUUUCACAUUCGAUCAUUCGAGAUAGCCUGGAAAGAAAAUAAUACAGUAGUUAUCGGAAAGUGGACUGAUAAUACGAAUGACGUAACAAUCUUUAGACCCUAGGGAAACGAGCAAGGACUAAUUAGACGAGCCAGGAUUAAUUAUUAUCAAUUUUACAAAGAAGGUGGAUCAUUCUGUUGGUUCAAGCUCAAUAGAUGAAGACACGGAGCAUUUAAGAGCUACCCCCUAUCCCGUAACGUUUCCUUUGAGAAAAUGUCUCUGUUGUUUUACAGUGGUUACUAUAGUUAUCAUCGAAUAUCAAAUUAUUUCAUUACGUAUUGAUUUUACAUAUAUACAUACAUACAUACAUACGUAUGUAUUUAUGUAAUUUCAUUAUUAAAGAUACAUCUUAUUUCAAUUGUGUUAUUGUAUCUUUUUCUUUUCUUUUUUUUUUUUUUGCUUAUGCGAGGAGGACCAACAUCGUAAUCCUGUGCCAAAACUUUUUUUUUUUUUAAACAAAUGGUACAUCUGUUCCGUAAAUAAACAAAUAAAUAAAUAAAUAAAUAAAUAAAUAAAUAAAUAAAUAAAUAAAAUAGGAAACCGAGUGUGAUCAUGAGCUAACUUUUUUUAUUUAUCUAAUCGCAAGUGCCAGAGAAAGAGAGAGAGAGAGAGAGAGAGAGAGAGAGAGAGAGAGAGAGAGAGAGAGAGAGAGAGAGAAAAGAGAAAGAGAUAGGAUCAUUCUGUACUAAAUUAAAUAAUUAAAUAAAAAAAAGAAAAUAUGAAAUUCGCGAUUGUUUGUUUCGUACGAUCGUGUGAAAAAACAGAGAAAGGUAAAGAAGGAAUCACGCGUGAACGUGGAUCAUAAAUAUUUAUCGUACAACGUUAACAUAAAAAAGAAAGAGCGAGGGAGAGCGAGAGAGAGAGAGAGAGAGAGAGAGAGAAAGAGAAAGAAAGAGAGAGAGAAAGAAAGAAAGA